AUGAAAUUUCAUGUUAUUGUGGGGUUGUCACGUAACGGUAAGAGUGCAACUGGAAACACCAUUCUUGGAAGAGAGGCCUUCAUUUCAGAUUAUGGUUGGCCUUUGGUAACACAUACUACAGAACUGAAAAGCACUAUAUUGGAUGAUGGACGUGCUCUGAAUGUCAUUGACACACCUGGAUUAUUUAAUGUUUAUGCUUGUUCGGAGCUCAUUGACAAAGAGAUAGUUAAGUCCAUCGGUAUGGCAAAAGAUGGCCUCCAUGCAAUACUCAUGGUUUUCUCUAUAAGUCACCGCUUUACAAGGGAAGAUGAGUAUGGUAUCAAUCAUAUUAAAACUCUCUUUGGUGAUAGGAUUGUUGACUACAUGAUCAUAGUUUAUACUGGUGGGGAUAAGGUUGAAGCUAGAAAGAAACCUUUCGAGGAGUACAUUAGAGAUCCUCCAGAGCCAUUGGAGAACCUUAUUCACUUAUGUAAAAAUAGAGUUGUUCUUUUUAAUAACGAAACCAAAGAUAAGGUUAAGAGACAGGAGCAAGUGAACCUUUUGAUCUCUCUUGUCAACUCCAUUGUUGCGAGCAAUGAUGGAAAACCCUUCUCAAUUCAAGGAAGAAGCCUUUCAGUGACUACAAAUGGAGAAGGAGAUCGAAGCUAAUAUGGAAUACUUGUCAAUGGAGUUAUCUAUUAAAUAAUUUGGGAUUAAAAUGGCCCAAAAAUUCCAAAGAUCAUUUGAUCUUGCACCAAACUUAU
Molecule: messenger RNA, 743 nt
Organism: Phalaenopsis equestris
Lineage: Eukaryota; Viridiplantae; Streptophyta; Magnoliopsida; Asparagales; Orchidaceae
Product: immune-associated nucleotide-binding protein 9-like
Exons: 4
Coding region: 1-648 (215 amino acids)
Molecular function (GO): GTP binding
Source: RefSeq, a predicted model, not a curated record